GUUUUUAGCUAAAAACGAAGUUAAAAUGAGUUAAAAGGCGUUAAACGGUUCUUUGCAUGUUACUUAUAACAUUGCCAUUUAUUGAAUGAAUUAAGAGUUUUUCGUGGAUCGUGCAUACAAAAUUUGAUAAAUUUGGAUUUUGUUUGUUCCGAUUUACUCGGAAGUAUUUGACAGCAUAUUGUAAUUUACAAAAUGUUCACUGCUAACGCUAAAAUAAUAAAGAGUGGUGGCGCCGAACCUGAUGCGUUCGAAGCCAGCAUUUCGCAAGCUCUUUUGGAGCUAGAAAUGAACAGUGAUUUAAAGUCGCAGUUGAGAGAACUGUACAUCACGAAAGCACGCGAAAUAGAAACUAAUAACAAAAAGUGCAUCAUUAUAUAUGUACCAAUGCCAAAGCUGAAAGCUUUCCAGAAAAUUCAAACUCGACUUGUACGUGAAUUAGAGAAAAAGUUUUCUGGAAAACAUGUAAUGUUUGUUGGAGAGCGUAAAAUUUUACCCAAACCAACGAGAAAGACACGCACCAAGAACAAGCAAAAGAGACCAAGAAGCCGUACCUUGACUGCAGUAUAUGAUGCACUGCUCGAAGACUUGGUAUAUCCUGUUGAAAUUGUUGGCAAACGCAUCAGAAUUAAACUGGAUGGUACACAGCUCAUCAAAGUUCAUUUGGACAAAAAUGAACAAACAAACAUUGAGCAUAAGGUUGAUACCUUUGCUGCUGUGUAUAAAAAAUUAACUGGUCGGGAUGUAACAUUCGAAUUCCCUGAAACCUAUGUAUAAUUCGUUACAAAAAUAAAAAAUAUUUGAAAUA
Messenger RNA from Dufourea novaeangliae, 805 nucleotides. RefSeq names its product 40S ribosomal protein S7 (gene RpS7). The coding region runs from base 193 to 774 and encodes 193 amino acids. NCBI's taxonomy places the organism in Eukaryota, Metazoa, Arthropoda, Insecta, Hymenoptera, Halictidae. Gene Ontology annotation, biological process: rRNA processing; translation; ribosomal small subunit biogenesis. The record is from RefSeq and is a predicted model, not a curated record. Gene Ontology annotation, molecular function: structural constituent of ribosome. The transcript has 5 exons. Gene Ontology annotation, cellular component: small-subunit processome; cytosolic small ribosomal subunit; ribosome.